This is a messenger RNA of Recurvomyces mirabilis, 1965 nucleotides long. RefSeq lists its product as uncharacterized. The transcript is spliced from 2 exons. Bases 1 to 1965 code for a protein of 654 amino acids. The record is from RefSeq and is a predicted model, not a curated record. Lineage: Eukaryota; Fungi; Ascomycota; Dothideomycetes; Mycosphaerellales; Teratosphaeriaceae.
AUGAGUCGGGUAGGACAACACCAAGAAGGUGGUGAAAUUUGCAUCAGCGACUCACCGUAUGAGCUAUCAAACAGACGCAUUUCAGUUGAGCAAGGAUUUCGAGGCUCUGUCUCUAGCGACGCUGCACGAGGCGCCUCUGUCUCAAGUCUGGACCAAUAUGCACGAUCCGUAUCGUCACCCCAUAAGUCAACGACUGCGUCCGCAUUGGGAGAUAAGAGCCCUGGGCACAUCACGGCAGCCUAUUGGGGGUCUCGUGAGGCCGCAUACUGUGCAGCAGCAGCGAGCCACGCUAAAAAUGAAGACGCUCUCCGAAUGAGCACACUCACGCUAGAGCCGCAGACUGGUGUUCCUGCGGCAAACACGGCCAUUUCUGCUAGAGACGGCACACCACGACUCUCAUCCUCAGCAGCAUUGAGUGGCGGCCCGGAGAGGCAGCAGGACCACAGUUUUACGCCUCCUUCAUCAGCUGGACCGUCUACGUACUUGGCCCCAACCUCGCAACAAACCCCUCCUAGGCCAUCUCGUCGUCAUGAACAAGCCAUAGGUCAGAUGACAAGGCACGGAGCAGCCGUAAGAAGUUCUGCCCUCCCUACUCUGGCAGAUCCGGCAGCGGCAAAAGGUGGAGUACAUAAGCGUGUGCAAGCGGAAACAACCAAACCAGCUGGAUCUGGAUCGAUAGCACCGGAUCCAGCUGAUUUCACACUGCACACGGCAAAAGCAAGCCCUACUAGUGAACUCACGGGCGCCAUACCCCUAGAUCCUCAGGCUGUCUCGCACAAGGCACUGAUUUCCAAGGUGCCGGGCAGUACCGGUAAGGCUGCUCAGAGGUCUACAAAGGUCUUGGAGCUGAUUACGACCAAUCUCGACGGCUCCGGAAGUCCACUCGCUGAAAAAGGUUCGGUGGAACGAGCCGGUAAGCUCAAAAUCUUGUCUAGCAACCGCAUGAAUGUGCACGACUUUUGUGUAUCAAAGAGAAAUCUUCCACACCUACGCUCUCUAGCUUCUAGCAAUCGACAAUCUGGCAAUGACGAUACGCAUACAAGUGAGAAAGGCGCAAGCACUACGCAAUACAACACGGAGCUUUCCGAGUCGAGCGUACGAUAUGGUGCGUAUGGAGGGCAGCGAGAACUGAGUAGGAAGAUGAUGGUCGCUUGUGACUCUGACACCCUGGCUGUGGAUUCGUACACAUUGCACCCUCCUACAUCUUUCUGGCCCCAGCUGAUCAAUACGGCUUUAGAAGUUGGAGUUUACAUGGAAGCGUGGUCAGAGCAGGUCGAUGUGAUGAAGCUUACGGCGGCUCCACGAUUGAUCCAGCUGGAAGAAUGCGUUGCAGACUUCAACAGAAUCGGCCAACUCCUAGAUGCCAGGUACGGGCGUGCCGGUGGCGACGGUGUCUUCGAGGAGUAUAACGUCGAGCUCUACGUCACUGUGCCGUGUACAAUGACGGAUUCCGAUCGAGCUCGGGUGAGGAACAACAUCCGGAAAUCAUCCUUCCGGAGCAGUGUGACUAUUCUUGCUCGAGUCGAGGCGGUUGCAGCACCACGUCUGCACUGGGCUUUCCAGAACGACUUCAUACACAAAGGCGAUACAGUACUCGUGCUUUCCUGCACGGUCAGCAGCAAUAACCUUGGGGCCUACGACAUCUCGAACCCCAAAUUCAGCUACAAGGAGCACGCACCGCCGCAAGAUAUUUCGGGAGGGUGGCCAAAAGUCGAACAAGACUUCCGCGAGUGGCUGUCUUGGGCGUUUGGAGCCAGCCUUGAUUCCGUCGACCCUCUCCUGCUUGGAACGCAUAGCGAAUUCAUGAGGGAAUUCAGAUCGCUCUACUUCCUUGGGGACAUCAAGGCUGAUCCCAAAUAUGUGCAUUGUUUGCCGCUUGAUAUCCCGCACGACGACAUCAACCGUGGUUAUUACGACAUUCGGAGCGACUGUGUGCUCGUCAGCAAGUGGGUCUCUUCAUCGUGA